CAAGCUUCCCCUCAGUGCUCGAUCAACACUUUACCGACCAUGUUCAAGUUGCUAGUGCUGUGCGCGUUCGUUGCCGGUGGUGCGAUGGCCAUCGGCACCGUGUCGGAGACGCGUCCCAACGCCCGUAUCAGCGGUGGUGAGCUGACCGAUCCACGGGCCGUUCCGUUCAUCGUCGGCAUACUCAUAUCCGGCUCGUCUUCCCAUUCGUUCUGUGCUGGUAUUUUGAUUUCUCCCCGUCACGUUCUCACCACCGCAAGCUGUGUGUCCAACCGACCGACGCUGACCGUACUACUCGGUGCAUCGGAUAUGACCCGCAUCCAGCAGUUCAUCGGUGUCGCGAACAUACUAAUCCAUCCCAACUACAGCUCCCUGUUCAACCGGGACGAUCUGGCCAUUCUAACGAUGGAUCGUGACACACCGCUGAACGAGUACAUCCAGGUAGCGAACCUUCCCCGCUGGUCCCACAUGGGCAACACGUUCAACGGUUUCGGCACGACGAUCAGCGGCUGGGGCAAUACGGGCAACCGGGACAAUGAGCCAAUCCCGACGCCAAACCUGCAGUCCAUCCGGACGCCCGUCAUCAGCAACACGGUGUGCGGCAUUUCGCACAACUUUAUCCGGGAUGAUCAUAUCUGUACCUCGGGCGACAUCGGAGGUCCUUGCAAUGGUGAUGACGGAGGUCCGGUUACGAUAACGGAGGCAGGCCAACCGAUCGUUAUCGGUAUGCAUUCGUUCCACUACAGCGGACUGUUCGGGUGCGAUCGUGGCCGGUCCGCCGUUCAUGUGCGUCUCAGCAGCUAUCUGAGCUGGAUUGAAGCCAACUCGGACGCGGUAAUCAGGCCGUGAUUGGGGUGGAUUUAAGAACCCCCCAAAAACUCGACGAUACUGUGGCCUCGACUUGUCUACGUGGGGGGUGGGAAGGGCGCACGACCUACGUACGUCAUUGGCAGGGCUUAAUCCUUUAUCUUAUCCGGUG
Messenger RNA from Anopheles coluzzii, 976 nucleotides. RefSeq names its product chymotrypsin-like. The transcript has 3 exons. Lineage: Eukaryota; Metazoa; Arthropoda; Insecta; Diptera; Culicidae. Bases 40 to 846 code for a protein of 268 amino acids. Gene Ontology annotation, biological process: proteolysis. Gene Ontology annotation, molecular function: serine-type endopeptidase activity. The record is from RefSeq and is a predicted model, not a curated record.